AUGGACCCCAAGGAUCGCAAGAAGAUCCAGUUCUCCGUGCCGGCACCCCCCAGCCAGCUGGACCCCCGCGCCGUCGAGAUGAUCCGCCGGCGGAGGCCCACGCCGGCCAUGCUCUUCCAGCUCUCUGAACACUCUUCCCCAGAGGACGAGUCCCUGCCCUACCAGCGCACCUCCGGUGAGGGCUGCCUGCUUAAACCAAAGAGGACCAACCCGUGUGCCUACACGCCGCCCUCGCUCAAAGCGGUGCAGCGCAUUGUGCAGUCCCACCUGGAGAGUGGCCUGGCCGGGGGUGACAGCUCCGAUGGGGAGGCUGAUGACGGGGAGCACGAACUGGCCCAUGCCUGCGACCCCGACAGUGCCCUCGAACCUGCCCCGGGAAGUCAGGUCAGAGCCGAGCGGAGCUUCUUCCCCGCCGGCCCCAAGGCGCACAAACGGAAAGGCGGGCAGAAGGUGUCCUUCGCCGGCGGCAUAGAGGAGCGUGGGCAGGACCUGAAGUCGCUGACGGUGUCGGAGAUCCCCGAGGACCCCGAGGGACUGGAGGGUGACGAGGAGGAGCUGGGACGGGAGCAGGAGGACGGCGGCACUGGGGAGCGGCGACACGUCGGCUUCGCGGAGGUUCCCUCGCGUCCCAUCGGCACCGAGCGUCACUCGCCCACCUUCCCGCUGGGCACCAGUUAG
Molecule: messenger RNA, 678 nt
Organism: Haliaeetus leucocephalus (bald eagle)
Lineage: Eukaryota; Metazoa; Chordata; Aves; Accipitriformes; Accipitridae
Gene: PPP1R1B
Product: protein phosphatase 1, regulatory (inhibitor) subunit 1B
Exons: 8
Coding region: 1-678 (225 amino acids)
Biological process (GO): intracellular signal transduction
Cellular component (GO): cytoplasm
Molecular function (GO): protein phosphatase inhibitor activity
Source: RefSeq, a predicted model, not a curated record